AUGCCGGCUACAGAAAUGAUGAAAUUUAGUGGAGAUGCUCUAGACUAUAAGAGAUUCAUGAGACAGUUUAGGAAUAAAGUGAUUUCAAACACUGAUGAUAUGGAUGAGAUUGUAAACUACCUGGAUCAGUUUACCACUGGAGAAGCAAACAAGAUUGUACGUGGUUACAGUUACAUGGAUGGCAACACAGCUUACAACGCAAUACUUGGAGAAUUUGAGGAGAGAUAUGGGGACACAGAUUUGAUUGCUUCAACCUACAUCAAGAGAACGUUAGAGUGGCCGCUUAUCAAGAUAGACAAUGUAAAGGGAUUGGAUGAGUUUUCGAUAUUCCUCACUGAAUGUGAACAUGCAGUAGGCAGCAUCAACUCUCUCAAAAUCUUGGAAUAUCCUGAAAACAUGAAGAGACUAGUUAUAAAGCUAGCAUACCGGUACCAUGACAAGUGGAGAAACCUUGUUCAAGCAUCGAAAGACAGACACCAAUCUAUUCGAUUCUGCGAUUUGGUGGACUUUGUCCGACGAGAAGCGAAGAAAGCAGUUGAUCCAAUCUAUUGCAAGAAAGCUCUCAGCUAUGAACAGAAAUCAUCACCUUCACUGUCAAGAUAUCGUCCCGGAAGCAUUCAACAAAACAAGACUCGCACUUUUGCCACAAACCUCACCGACUCCACACAAGGAACAAGAUCACAAGACAACAAUACAGUGUUCAGAAAAUCUGAUGAUCAAAGGCCAAGAUCCCUGAUGACACCAUGUAUUUGCUGUAGUUCAAACAACCAUGAGCUCAGUUCCUGUAGAGAAUGGGAGAUUCUUUCUCAUGACAGACGACUACAUCUUAUGAUGACUAAAGGCCUAUGUUUCAGAUGUUUUAGAUGUGGACACAGAGGCAAACAGUGUGAAUGGAAGGUGAAGUGGUCAAAGUGUGAUGGUAAUCACCACACCUUGUUACACAUCAAUGGUCACAAAUCACAAGCUGCGAUCAAGAACGUUGAGUCCAGACCAACAAGUGCCUGUGCUAGUGGCCCUAUGGGGGCUGGUGAAGUUGAAAGUACAAUGGCCAUUAUCCCUGUGAGGGUCAGAACGAGGAAUACCUGCAAGACGGUAGAGACAUGUGCCUUUCUUGAUCCUGGAAGUAGUGUUUCAUUUUGCUCAGAGCAGUUGAUGGACCAACUCGGCUGCGAAGGAAAACAGAUGAAGAUUUCCCUAGAAACUAUGGGGAAGCCUCACUCAAUGCUAACCAAUCUUGUAUGUGGACUUGAAGUCAGCAAUUACACUGGAGGCACAUUCAUUGAACUUCCAAGGGUUUACUCAAAGGAUGAAAUUCCAGUCUCGAAGGACCAUAUUCCGAAUCAAGGUGAUAUCGAGCAAUGGGAACAUCUGAUUGAUGUCAUGUUGCCACAGAUCAACUCAGAAAUCGGUCUCCUCAUUGGUAACAAUAUGCCAGAUGCGUAUACCCCCAUGAUGGUGAAGACAGGUCCGCAGGGGAUUCCACAUGCUACAAGAACACUGCUUGGAUGGGUAGUCUGGAACGUUGUACGCAGCACAGCCGAGAGCAAAGACAUUAGAUUUCCUGUAUUUAGAACAGAAGUAGCUGCCCUGGAAGAAGUAGAAAGUUUGAGAAACUUGGAAAGAGUUGUUAAACAGGCAAUCAACUUUGAUUUCCCAGAGAAAAUGAUUGACGACAAGAAAGAACAUUCAUAA
Molecule: messenger RNA, 1692 nt
Organism: Haliotis rubra (blacklip abalone)
Lineage: Eukaryota; Metazoa; Mollusca; Gastropoda; Lepetellida; Haliotidae
Exons: 1
Coding region: 1-1692 (563 amino acids)
Source: RefSeq, a predicted model, not a curated record